AUGCUGAGACAAUCACGUGACGAUUUGGACGGCACGGCAGUCCCACGAGCAGUGGCAGGAGUAGCAGAAUCGGACCGAGGUGUUCGUGUGGGAGAUAAAGAUGCUGGCUCUAGAUUUUCAGGCUUUCCUGGUCGUGCCGUGAUUCGCGCUGCUGAUUCAUCAUCAUUCCGCAGGUCCCAGCGGCCGUGGCGCGCAAGGCCACGUCACCAUCGGAACCGCGUUUCUCGGCAGUGCAUUCCCAACUCAAGAGAUAGCCCGCCGCGCAGAGACACGGGCAUAGCGAGCGAGGAGGAGUGGAACAUCAGCCUACAGAACGCGCCUCUUAACGAGUCGGGCCUUAACGAGGACGGCAGCUCGUGGUAUCGGGAGAGCGGGGAGGACGUGGGGGAGAACGGGUACCGGUGCCGGUGGAGCAUCAUGGGCGGGAGGAGUUCGGACGGAUCCGUGCAAUGGAAGGAAACGUGGUGGGAGAAGAGCGAUUGGACAGGAUACAAAGAGCUAGGCGCGGAGAAGAGUGGGCGGAACGCUGUGGGCGCGAGCUGGUGGGAGACGUGGCAGGAGGUGCUGAGGAGGGAUGAAUGGAGUGGCAUCGCUCGCAUAGAGCGCAGUGCACAUAAGCAGGCCAAGUCGCGAACUGAUGCCUGGACCGAGAAGUGGUGGGAGAAGUACAACGAGCGUGGGUGGACGGAAAAAGGCGCGUAUAAGUUUGGGCGGCACGAGGGGCAGUCGUGGUGGGAGAAGUGGGGCGAGCAAUACGACGGGCGAGGAGCAGUGCUUAAAUGGACGGACAAGUGGGCGGAGCAGGACGACGACGGCAGCAAGUGGGGCGACAAAUGGGAGGAGCGAUUCACCAAUGGGGUGGGCAGGAGACAAGGGGAAACGUGGCACCUGUCGCCCUCUUCCUCCCGCUGGUCGAGAACGUGGGGAGAGGAGCACUACGGUGACGGCAAGGUGCACAAGUAUGGGAGGAGCACGAGCGGGGAGGUGUGGGACGUGGUGGUUGAAGAGCCUACAUAUUACGAGUGA
Messenger RNA from Closterium sp. Naga37s-1, 1026 nucleotides. Lineage: Eukaryota; Viridiplantae; Streptophyta; Zygnematophyceae; Desmidiales; Closteriaceae. The record is from the annotation of a GenBank genome assembly.